AUGGCUUCCACUGAUGUCGGCACUGAAAAAGUAACAAGUGUAAAAAGAUAUUCUCAAAAACAUAAAAAACAUAUAAAUGUAAGUCGCCCUAAACUUAUUGCUCAAUAUAACCAGUACAUGGGUCUUUAUUCCACAACUGAUCUGAUGGAUCAAAAUAUGGCCACUUAUAGAUUUGGGGUGUUAGGUAAAAAAUGGUGGUGGCCAAUUUUUACUUGGCUAUUGGAAAUUCCAAUGAACAACAGUUGGACUUUGUACAAAAAAGCCAACUCUAAACAAAUUACCCAGUUGGAUUUCCGCCGUGACUUAGUGCUUACAUAUUUACAAAGAUAUGGGAUAGCUUGA
This is a messenger RNA of Macrosiphum euphorbiae (potato aphid), 342 nucleotides long. NCBI's taxonomy places the organism in Eukaryota, Metazoa, Arthropoda, Insecta, Hemiptera, Aphididae. The record is from the annotation of a GenBank genome assembly.